AUGGCGGAAAUUACCAACUCCGAAGGCCAGGGUGAGGGAUUGUAUGGUAUUGACAAUGCUUCCAAUUCCCUUCCAGCACUUGCCGCCUGUGCUAGGGGAUUCACAUCCGAAUCCUACGACUUCAUUAUUGUCGGCGGAGGAACUGCUGGCCUAGCUGUAGCUGCACGCUUGACUGAAGAUCCAAACGUCGUCGCCGGAGUCCUUGAGGUCGGCAAAUCAAGACUUGAUGAUCCUCUGGUAGACACUCCUGCUACUUUCCCACAGAUGUUGGGUGAUCCAGAAUAUGUUCGAGGCUCUGAUGCCGACUAUGACGACUGGGCAACUCUUGUAGGAGAUCCUGCGUGGUCCUCCAAAGCUCUCAAACCAUACAUGCGCAAGCACGAGACACUUGAACAGAUCGAUGAAUCAAUUCUGGAUCAAACCGAUUAUCCUCAUGUCGGCGAGCAUCACGGUAUGGAUGGUCCGGUUCACACAUCGUUCAACGACAGUACGUUCCCAAUCUGUGAUGUUACAAUCAAAGCGAUGGACGAAGUGGCCGGUCUUUCCAAAAAACCAACUGAUCCUUGGAGCGGUGAUCAUAUUGGCUUCUUCAACACGCUUGGUGCCGUAGCUCGAUCUGGACCUCACAAGGGCAAGAGAAGUUAUGCUGCUCGCGGCUACUUUCAAGCAAAUGCCUGUCGACCAAACCUGAAAGUGCUCUGUGAAGCGCAAGUGAACAAGAUUAUUCUGGAGAAUGGUAUUGCCGCAGGAGUGGAGUUUGUCUUUGAUGGCAUGCAUGAAACCGUCUACGCCAAGAGAGAGGUCAUCUUGUGUGGCGGCGUGAUCAACUCACCACAGAUUCUGGAACUCUCUGGUAUUGGCGAUCCCGCAAUUCUCGAAAAAGCCGGCAUCGAGUGCAAGGUCAAACUUCCCGGCGUUGGCGAGAAUCUCCAAGAUCAUGCUGUUGCUGUCCUUGGCCUGGAUCUCAAGCCUGGUAACAUGACCCUGGAUAUCUUGGGUGAUCCAGACGUAAUGGGAGGGGCUAUGAAGGCAUAUAUGGAACAUCAAAAAGGACCUUUGACUUCGAUAGCCAGCACACAAGGUUUCCUUCCAUACAAAUCUCACGUCUCUGCUGACGAGCUGGAGAGCACUGUCAAGAGCAUCCGUGAGGUUCAGAACAAGCCUGACACCACACCCUUUUACAAAAAACAGCUAGACCAAGUUGUUGCACAUCUCGAAAGCGACAAGUCAGCAAACUUGCAGUAUAUCAUGAUCCCUGCCGGAGCAGAUUACGAAAAUGGAGUUACCACGCAGAAGAUUUGGCCUCCACCCGACAACACUCGUGCUCACCGUAUGGUCAUGGCGCCCUGUCUGCAAUAUCCUGUCUCCCGAGGUUCAUGUCACAUCAAGAGUUCUGAUCCAUCGACACACCCAAGCAUUGACCCCGGAUACUUAAAACAUCCUGCCGAUGUUGCAGUCCUGGCAGCCGGUCUCCAUUUCGUCCACAAAACAACCAAGACCGAGCAUCUCGCGCCCCUGAUCCAAGAACGAUCCUACCCACCCGCCUCCAGAAAUCUUGACAAUGCCGCCGAUCGCGAAGAAGCAAUCAAUGAUUGGGUCAUGGGAGAGUACCAUCUCAUGGGCACUUGCGCAAUGGGAGAAGUUGUAGACAGCAGGCUUCGAGUAAAGGGUGUCUAUGGAUUGAGAGUAGUGGAUGCAAGUGUGUUCCCCAACAACGUCAGCGGCAACAUUUGCAGCAGUGUUUACACUGUGGCGGAGAAGGCUGCUGAUCUCAUCAAGGAGGACUGGGCAACUGUGGAGGUAGAGGCCGGUAUGGCGAAGCUGUGA
Molecule: messenger RNA, 1827 nt
Organism: Aureobasidium vineae
Lineage: Eukaryota; Fungi; Ascomycota; Dothideomycetes; Dothideales; Saccotheciaceae
Source: the annotation of a GenBank genome assembly